UUCGAAGUGGGGGGAGCAAGAGCGUGCUUGGAGGCUGAACUCUCGCUUUUGUCGCCUGUGGUGGAGGGAGGCGGAUUAAGUAGCCUUCUCGCUAUCACACAUCGUGCCCGGUUCCUUCGUGAUUUCCAUCAUCAUGCCCGUUACUGAGGAUACACCGAGACCGGGAACAUGAUGCAAAUAUAGGCUAAGAGAGGAGGACGUCUGCCUCAGCUGGGGAAUCGGUAAAUGCUGCGAAACGCCAUGCUGACGGCGGAGAUGAGAAGAAAGGGGGACAAUAGGAAAGGAUGAACGGAUGGAGGAUAGACAUGGCCCCCCGGUAGACACGCGCCUCCGGUUUACCGCAUCUCUGAUCUCGCACCGCCCUCUGUCUGACUGAAGGUCUGGCUGUCUCGGGGAGGAACCGAACAGUCUUCACUGGGAGGCACUGAUUAUAGGCUAUAGAAAUAUUGAGCCUGUUGUUCAUGUUAUUGUGAUUUCACAGCGAGGGGUGUGUACUGUCUGUGAAUCAGUGCUAAGGGUGUGUUUGAAUACAAGGUGGGCUGUUGCCAGUCAGGGUCUAUGAGCUGACUUUCAGGGGUGUGUUUGAGUGCAUGUGUGCAAUACUUGGUUGACAACGUGUGUGAAAGAGAGUUGAAGGAGUGUGUGUGUAUGAACCAUGGGUAACGCAGAGAGUAUGGAGUCCCAGUUGGCAGUGAUCCGGGCGAGGAGUGCCCCGGUCAAACUGCCCAUGCCAGACCCUGCAGAGUUGGAGGAAAGGUUCUCCAUCGCAUUGAAUUCGAUGAACCUACCUCCAGACAAGGUGCGUCUGCUGCGUUGCUACGACAACGAGAAGAAAUGGGAGUUGAUAUGUGAUCAGGAGAGGUUUCAGGUGAAGAACCCCCCUCACACAUAUAUCCAGAAGCUGCGAGGGUUCCUCGACCCCGCAGUCACGCGCAAGAAAUUCAGGAGGAGAGUGCAGGAGUCCACUCAAGUGCUCCGAGAGCUGGAGAUCUCACUACGGACAAACCACAUCGGGUGGGUGAGGGAGUUUCUAAAUGAGGAGAACCAGGGUCUGGACGUCCUUGUGGAGUAUCUGUCCUUUGCUCAGUACGCCGUCACGUUCGAUGGGGAGGUAUCGGAGCCCAGUACUGAGUCCUCAGUAGAUUCUCCCUGGAGUCGUUCUAUAGAGGAUCUCCAUGGCGACAGCAACCUGCCUUCACCCUCCAGUGGCAACAAUGUACCACGCGCUUCUCGCCACUCCAUAAGUUCUACGUUGGUGUCCAGGUCCAACACACUACCCAGCCGGAAGACGCUGAAGAACUCCCGUCUGGUGUGUAAGAAGGACGACGUCCACGUGUGUGUGAUGUGUCUGCGUGCCAUCAUGAACUACCAGUAUGGCUUCAACAUGGUCAUGUCCCAUCCUCAUGCUGUGAAUGAGAUAGCCCUGAGCCUCAAUAACAGGAACCCCAGGACCAAGGCUCUGGUGUUGGAGCUGCUUGCUGCUGUGUGUCUGGUCAGGGGGGGUCAUGAGAUUAUCCUGGCUGCCUUUGAUCACUUCAAAACGGUGUGUUCUGAGACAAUGCGCUUUGAGAAGCUGAUGGAGCAUUUCAAGAAUGAGGACGACAACAUUGACUUCAUGGUGGCUUGUAUGCAGUUCAUCAACAUUGUGGUCCACUCAGUGGAGGACAUGAACUUCCGAGUCCAUCUGCAGUACGACUUCACCAAACUCUGCCUGGAUGAGUACCUUGAGAGGCUGAAGCACACGGAGAGCGACCGUCUGCAGGUGCAGAUCCAGGCCUACCUGGACAACGUGUUCGACGUGGGGACCCUGCUGGAGGACGCAGAGACCAAGACGGCUGCCCUGGAGAGGGUGGAGGAGCUGGAGGAGAGCAUGACCCAUAUGUCUGAGCGGCUCCUGGACACAGAGAACGAGGCCAUGGCCAAGAUAGUAGAGCUGGAGAAACAGCUGAUGCAGACCAACAAAGAUCUGGACAGCAUAAGGGAUGUGUAUGCUAGCGCCAACACCCAGGUCCACACUCUGAGAAGGAUUGUGAAGGAGAAGGACCAGACCAUCCGCCGGCAGAGCAGACUGGAACGCCAGGUGCAGGAGGGAGGGGGCGCCAAAGAGGGACAGGCAGGAGGCGGGGUGCACCCCCUGAGGGGUGAGGGGGACGGUGGGGUGUCAGACAUACCCUCACCCUCACCCCCCCUAGGCACCGCCCUCUCCCCCAGCCCAGAGUCCAUGGCUUAUAACACUAUUGGCCCCGGGAUGGGGAUGCCGGCCCCUCCCCCGCCCCCGCCCCCUCCACCAAUGCCAGAGAUGUUGGGAAUGAUGUCGAAUGGACCCUAUCCCGCCCCUCCCCCGCCUGCUCCUCCUCCCCCGCCCCCUCCUCCUCCCCCUCCCUGCCGCUCCAUGGAGACCACGUGUUCCGGGCCCCUGCCCCCCCCUCCUCCCCCCGUGGCCCCCCCUCUCCCUGGAUGUGGAGGAUCACCCACUGUCAUUUUCAACUCUGGCUUGGCAGCUGUUAAGAUUAAGAAACCAAUUCAGACUAAGUUCAGGAUGCCAGUAUUCAACUGGGUAGCCCUAAAGCCCAGUCAGAUCAAUGGAACGGUCUUCAACGACAUUGACGACGAGAGAAUCCUCCAGGAGCUGAACGUGGAGGAGUUUGAGGAGAUGUUCAAGACCAAGGCCCAGGGCCCAGCGGUGGAUGUUACCCUGAGCAGGCAGAAGGCCCCUCAGAAAGGCCCCAGCAGAGUCUCCCUCCUGGAGGCCAACAGGGCCAAGAACCUGGCCAUCACCCUCCGCAAGGCCGGCCAGGGGCCUGAGCUCAUAUGCAGGGCCAUCGUGACCUUUGACCUACGCGCCGUGCGGAUGGACUUUGUGGAGUGCCUGAUGCGCUUCCUGCCCACCGAGGGCGAGGUGAAGGUCCUACGGCAGUACGAGAGGGACAGAAAGCCCCUGGAGGCCCUGAGCGACGAGGACAGGUUCAUGAUGCAGUUCAGCCGCAUCGAGAGGGUGGCCCAGCGCAUGUCCAUCAUCACCUUCAUGGGCAACUUCACUGAUAAUAUCCAGAUGCUCACCCCGCAACUCCAUGCCAUCAUCGCUGCAUCUGUGUCAAUCAAGUCUUCCCAGAAACUCAAGAAGAUUCUAGAGAUUAUCCUGGCUCUGGGGAACUACAUGAACAGCAGCAAGAGAGGAGCUGUGUAUGGGUUCAAGCUGCAGAGUUUAGACCUGCUACUGGAGACUAAGACCACUGACAGGAAGCUGACCCUGCUACACUACAUAGCUAAUGUAGUGAGGGAGAAAUACCCUACUGUUGCUCUCUUCUACAAUGAACUGCACUAUGUGGAGAAGGCUGCCGCAGUAUCUCUGGAGAAUGUGGUGUGUGAUGUGAAGGAGCUGCAGCGAGGCAUGGAGCUGACCUGGAGGGAGUACAGCAUGCACGGCCACAACGCCACGCUCAAAGACUUCAUCAGCAAGCACGAGACCCGCCUGCAGAAAAUACAGGAGGAUGCACGCAUAGCGCAGGAUGCGUUUGAUGACGCCGUCAAGUUCUACGGGGAGAGUUCUAAGACGAUGCCCCCCUCCGUGUUCUUCCCUGUGUUUGUGCGUUUCAUCAAGGCCUACAGGCUGGCCGAUGAGGAGAAUGAGCAGAAAAGAAGACAGGAGCAAAUGAUGCUGGAGAAACUGGAACAAGAGGAGCAUCAGCACGAGGAGGUGGAGCCCAAGUCUCCCUCACACAAGGGUAAACGUCAGCAGGUGGAGCUGAUCACAGAGCUGAGGAAGCGUCAGACUGGGAAGGACAGCCGACAUGUUUAUGAAGGCAAAGACGGAGCCAUAGAGGACAUCAUCACAGUGCUGAAAACCGUCCCCUUCACUGCCAGGACAGCUAAACGCAGCUCUCGGUUCUUCUGUGAUCCCGCCCACACUGAAGAACACUACUGAGCUCUGAGCUACAGAGAAAGAAAGAAAGGAGUGGUAGAAUAGGAAUGGGAGGGAUUAAGAGAGAGUGCAUGGUAGAGAAUGAGAGAGAUACAAGAGAGAGAGAGAGAAAAUAAAACCUCAACCACUCAUGUAUUGUCUUUACCGAGCAGAGAGACUGACUCUGAACUCUGUCUCACUAUGACCUGGGAUGAAGCCUAUCUCCUCACUACUCUCCAUUACUCCCCUGUGCUCACAGACUUCAAACCUUGGAAUCAAUCAGCACUUUUUGCAAAUCUCAUCAAUUCAAAAGAAAUAAUUUAAGAGGACAUGGUUGGAUUAGAUGGUGGAGGAGAUUGAAAGAAGAAGACUGACAGGCAUGUUUUUUUGUUGAACAUUCCAACAAAUUCUUACUGAUGCUAUUACGAAGGGCUGUUGAUUUCAUGAGUUUAGACUGGACUUGUUAUUGAAUUGCGGUAAUACCAGAGUCAUGUGUAGGGAGAGUAUUUGCUCAACAUUGGAUAUGGUGCCUCCCUGCAAUUCAGUAACUAAACUUGCAAUGAUCAUUUUUAGUUUAAAUUCCAGACGUUGAAUUCAACAUGGUAUAAAAUAAAAUAACAUAAAACCAUUCCAUCAAAUAAAUUGAGAUUGGUCUAAUGUUGACUUGGAUGCACCACACAGGCCCAAAUGGUUCUUGUGUUUAUUUUACUUAAUGAUCAAACUCAGCAUCUACAGAAUGGCUCUGGUUACCUGUGUUUAUUGUGAGCUAUUAAAUGCCUGUACAGAACACUGAAAAAAAGACAAAAAACAUUAUUGUUCCAAAAAAAAAAAAAAACUCACAACCCCAAAAACAGGUGAAACACCAUCAGUCCAAAUAAUGACUGUGAAACAGUCAGACUUGUACAGUGUUUCUACAUCCACCACAUUUACUGUGUUUGCUACUGUAUUUGCUACCUUUAUCCUAAACAAUACAGGUUGUUAUCUUAUCUUACUGUAACUUCACCAAACUUUCUGUUACACACACACAUACACACACACUCAUACACACACACACACAUACACACGCACACACACACACACACCUGGGUGCUAACGUGUUUCUGUUAAUCGAUACUAUGUCUUGUUAUUGUAAGGAUGUAGCGUUUUAGAUCAUGGAGACAGGCUAACACCUUGACAUCACACGCACACACGCACACACACACGCACAC
Molecule: messenger RNA, 5109 nt
Organism: Hypomesus transpacificus
Lineage: Eukaryota; Metazoa; Chordata; Actinopteri; Osmeriformes; Osmeridae
Gene: fmnl2b
Product: formin-like 2b
Biological process (GO): cell migration; cortical actin cytoskeleton organization; regulation of cell shape
Cellular component (GO): cytosol
Molecular function (GO): small GTPase binding; actin filament binding
Source: RefSeq, a predicted model, not a curated record